Messenger RNA from Pecten maximus, 1092 nucleotides. RefSeq lists its product as uncharacterized. The record is from RefSeq and is a predicted model, not a curated record. NCBI's taxonomy places the organism in Eukaryota, Metazoa, Mollusca, Bivalvia, Pectinida, Pectinidae. The coding region runs from base 1 to 1092 and encodes 363 amino acids. The transcript has 2 exons.
AUGCGAAACUGUGGCCUUGUUAGGCCCGAAUACACUAGAGAUGGCAAUUGCGACCUUAGGAAUAAUAAAGCUGGAGCUGUUGUCUUCACUAUCGUGCCCAACCUGAAAAAAGAAGAUGUAAUUCAAAUUGUCAAUGCAAAAUUCAUCUUGUAUGAUUGUGGUAAAAAUAGCAGUUUCCUAACUCCUUUUAAGGAUAUACUGGAUCGCUGCGGAGCGCUAACAGCAGAUCCAUCUACUGAGCAUAAUAUUAAAAUACUUUCUCUGAGAGAAACAGGUUUAUACAAUGUGCCAGUUAUAAAUCAAAAUAUGCUCUCACAAAAUAUAGCAGAAGCUGAACUCCCACAUAUCUAUCCAGAAGACAAUGUGAUAAUAUUCUCAACAUCAGGAAGUACCGGCAUACCAAAGAUGGUUUGUCAUUCCAACUUUGACUGUGCAAACAUCGAGCAACGUUUAACAGAGAACUACCAGCGUAUUGUUUACAAUGACAGAUUAUUCUUCUGGGGAUUAGGAUCCAUUGUUAAUACCGUCAUGCGAAGUGAAACUUGGGUAUUUCCGGAAACAAACGUGACAUUGAUUUGUCCAAAUAUAGAUUUUACUUGGCGCAUUUUAAAAGAAGAGACAUGUUCGGACGCUUUGCUUACGUCUUCAGAAAUCCGCAAAUUACUUGAAAUGCCCAAGUCUGUUGCAGAGGACAGAUUCAGGCUGAAAUAUAUACAUACUAGUGGUGAGAUCAUUGACAACUACUGCAUUCGAGCAGUGGGACAACUCUGUCAGGAAAUGGUGAUUUUAUAUGGCGCAACGGAGUGUCAAGACAUCAGUUUGAAAAUCAUCAGUAAUUUCAGCGAACGUCUUCAGACGGGAAAUAUUGGUGAACGCGUAGCGUGGGCUGAAAUCAGGGUCGUGGACAGCCAAGAUAAUCCCAUCAAAAGGGGUUUAACAGGUAAAAUCCAGCUUUACAGUAUUCUACUUAACUCACGCCCAGCUCUCAAUGAAGAUGGCGGUGAAGGUGUCGUUGCGUCCCAGGAGUUCCAAGUGUCAAGUGCCAAGUGCGAGGAGCAGAUAUUCUGCUCCCGUAUUUAUGGACACAACUAG